Messenger RNA from Populus nigra (black poplar), 5230 nucleotides. Its product is annotated as ABC transporter C family member 14-like. The transcript is spliced from 12 exons. Gene Ontology annotation, cellular component: vacuolar membrane; plant-type vacuole. Gene Ontology annotation, biological process: transmembrane transport. Gene Ontology annotation, molecular function: ATP hydrolysis activity; ABC-type transporter activity; ATP binding. The record is from RefSeq and is a predicted model, not a curated record. The coding region runs from base 405 to 4931 and encodes 1508 amino acids. NCBI's taxonomy places the organism in Eukaryota, Viridiplantae, Streptophyta, Magnoliopsida, Malpighiales, Salicaceae.
AUCUUCGUUUUAGUAUUUGUUUAUCUUCUUUUUAGUAUGCGUAUAUCUCCUUCUUUCAAACUUCAACAAAUUGCGCAUAUCUUUUUUUGUGAUUUGAAUAUCUGAUUUUCCGAGAUCCCUGCUGACAAGUUCAAAGCUACAGAGGCCCCCUUAUGCUAGCUCCCGAAAGCUUGAUAAAAAUAAAUAAAUAAAUAAAAAAUGUUUUUGCUGUUUAAGUAUGCUAUGUGAACAGUAGUAGUAUAGAAUCACCUUUCCGUGCCUCUCUUUUCUGUGGUAGCUGAGUUCUAAAGUUGGCAGCUUUUAUAAUCCCCAAUCGAGUUUAGGAGCACGAGGGAGGAGAUUGAUUGGCGUCAAGUGAUUUUGCUUUGAUUUUAUUUUUCCUCUCAUUUGAGGGGCUGGGAAGCAUGAGUUAUUCAACAUGGAUCACCUCUCUUUCAUGCUCAAGCUCUGUAGUUCUGCCUUCAGGGGACACAUCUAUUCCAAUGAUAUUUCAAUGGCUGAGAUUCAUUUUUUUCUCCCCAUGUCCUCAAAGAGCUCUUUUAUCUUCAGUUGACCUGUUGUUCCUGCUUGCCCUCCUCGGAUUUGCGGCUCAGAAGCUGUACUCUAGAUUCACAUCCAGUGGGCGCUCCAUCUCUGACAUCAACAAGCCCCUUAUCGGAAAUGGAAACAGCAGAGUUCUUCAGAUCACGACUUCUAUUUGGUUCAAGCUCUCUUUGAUUGUAUCGGUCUUGUUAGCUUUAUGCUACAUUGCUGUCUCCAUUCUAGCAUUCAGCCAAAGCAGUCGGUUGCCAUAUUGGAAGGUGGUCGAUGGCGUCUUUUGGUUAGUUCAAGCAAUAACUCAUGCUGUGAUUGCAAUCUUGAUCAUUCAUGAGAAGAGAUUUCAAGCUACCACUCAUCCACUAUCUCUUCGAAUUUAUUGGGUUGCAAAUUUCAUCACCACUGGUUUGUUUAUGCUAUCAGGGAUCAUUCGUUUGGUAGCUCUGGAUCACAACUUGAUAUUUGAUGACAUAUUUUCUGUAGUAGCAUUCACUUUUUCAAUUGUUCUUUUUGCUGUAGCCAUUAGAGGAUCGACUGGGAUUACUGUAAUCAGGGAAUCUGAAGCAGUAAUGCAUGAUGACACCAAAUUACAUGAACCUCUUCUGGAAAAAUCCAAUGUGACCGGUUUUGCUACCGCCUCUAUAAUAUCCAAGUCCCUUUGGCUUUGGAUGAAUCCCCUUCUGCGUAAGGGUUACAAAUCUCCACUCAAGAUAGAUGAUGUGCCGACCCUUUCACUGGAGCAUAGAGCUGAAAAAAUGUCGCAGCUCUAUGAAUCCAAGUGGCCUAAACCACAUGAAAAGUCAAACAACCCUGUUCGAACCACAUUGUUGAGGUGCUUUUGGAAGGAAAUUGCCUUCACUGCGUUCCUUGCAAUCUUGCGGCUCUGUGUCAUGUAUGUUGGGCCAAUGCUCAUCCAAAGUUUCGUCGAUUACACAGCUGGGAAAAGAACCUCUCCCUUUGAAGGAUAUUACCUUGUAUUGACUCUUCUUGUCGCAAAAUUUGUUGAGGUUCUGACUGUCCACCAAUUUAACUUCAAUUCUCAGAAACUUGGGAUGCUUAUUAGAUGUUCUCUCAUCACUUCUUUAUACAAGAAAGGGCUCAGGUUAUCUUGUUCUGCUCGUCAAGCUCACGGAGUUGGACAGAUUGUGAAUUACAUGGCUGUUGAUGCCCAGCAACUCUCUGAUAUGAUGUUACAGCUGCACUCCAUAUGGUUAAUGCCAUUGCAGCUUGGUGUUGGCUUGGUGCUCCUAUAUAAUGUUCUUGGCGCCUCAACAAUCACGGCUUUUCUUGGAAUUCUUAGCGUUACUUUGUUUGCUAUUUUUGGAACCCGAAGGAAUAAUAGGUUCCAGAGAAAUGUGAUGGUAAAUCGUGAUUCAAGGAUGAAGGCAACAAAUGAGAUGCUGAAUUACAUGCGUGUGAUCAAGUUCCAAGCAUGGGAAGAACACUUCAACAAGAGAAUCCAAAACUUUCGCGAAUCAGAAUUUGGAUGGAUUUCCAAGUUUUUGUACUCCAUCUCCGGUAACAUAAUUGUGAUGUGGAGCGCACCAUUGCUAGUGUCAACUCUUACAUUUGGUACUGCACUUCUAUUGGGAGUCCCUCUUGAUGCAGGGACAGUAUUCACAACGACAUCUGUCUUUAAAAUCUUGCAGGAGCCUAUCAGGACAUUCCCUCAAUCUAUGAUAUCACUUUCACAAGCGAUGGUAUCUCUUUCGAGAUUGGAUCGUUACAUGAUAAGCAAGGAAUUGGUGGAAGAGUCAGUUGAAAGAGUGGAUGGUUGUGAUGACAGAAUUGCUGUGCAGAUUAAGGAUGGGGUAUUUAGUUGGGACGAUGAAGCUGAGGAUGAUGUUUUGAAAAACAUAAAUUUGGAGAUCAAGAAAGGGGAGCUCACUGCUAUUGUUGGGACUGUGGGAUCUGGGAAAUCUUCUCUCCUCGCCUCAAUUCUCGGUGAGAUGCACAAAAUAUCAGGAAAGGUCAGGGUUUGUGGAACAACUGCCUAUGUUGCUCAAACAUCAUGGAUUCAAAACAGCACCAUUGAGGAGAACAUAUUAUUUGGUUUGCCAAUGAAUAGGGAGAAAUACAAGGAAGUUAUCAGGGUUUGUUGCUUGGAGAAGGACUUGGAAAUGAUGGAGUUUGGGGAUCAGACUGAGAUUGGAGAGCGUGGCAUCAACCUCAGUGGUGGACAGAAGCAGCGGAUACAACUUGCAAGGGCUGUUUAUCAGGACCGUGAUAUAUAUCUUCUUGAUGAUGUUUUUAGUGCUGUUGAUGCGCAUACUGGGACUGAUAUAUUUAAGGAAUGUGUUAGAGGAGCACUGAAGGGAAAGACCAUCUUACUUGUGACCCACCAAGUUGACUUCUUGCACAAUGUGGAUCUUAUCUCGGUUAUGCGAGAUGGACAGAUAGUACAAUCAGGAAAGUACAAUGAUCUCUUAGUGUCUGGAUUGGAUUUUGGAGCAUUAGUUGCUGCCCAUGAUACUUCAAUGGAACUUGUAGAGGCCAGCUCUGAAAUUUCUAGUGAAAACUCUCCCAGGCCACCGAAGUCCCCUCGUGGUCCUUCUAAACUUGGGGAAGCCAAUGGUGAAAACAAGCUUCUAGAUCACCCAAAGUCAGAUAAGGGAACUUCGAAGCUCAUUGAAGAAGAGGAAAGAGCAACUGGUAAUAUAGGCCUGCACGUGUAUAAACAAUACUGCACCGAGGCUUUUGGAUGGUCGGGUAUAGUAGUGGCAAUGCUACUGUCCAUAGUAUGGCAAGCAUCUCAAAUGGCUGGGGAUUAUUGGUUGGCAUAUGAAACUGCAGAAGAGCGUGCUGCAAUGUUCAAGCCUUCACUAUUUAUAUCUGUCUACGGAAUCAUUGCAGCUGUAUCAGUGGUGUUCUUAGCAAUGAGAUCCCUUUUUGUCACGCUUAUGGGGCUUAAAACUGCCCAAAAGUUGUUUGGUGGUAUCCUUCAUAGUAUCUUGCACGCGCCCAUGUCAUUUUUUGACACCACACCUUCAGGAAGAAUAUUAAGUCGAGCCUCAUCAGAUCAAACCAAUGUAGAUAUCUUCCUUCCAUUUAUGUUAGCCCUUACAAUUGCAAUGUACAUCUCAGUUCUCGGCAUCAUCAUAAUUAUAUGUCAAUAUACUUGGCCAACCGUGUUCCUAGUAAUUCCUCUUGGUUGGCUGAACUUCUGGUUUCGGGGGUAUUUUCUUGCAACAUCUCGAGAAUUAACUCGACUCGACUCAAUUACUAAAGCUCCUGUUAUCCAUCACUUUUCAGAAAGUAUUUCUGGAGUUAUGACAAUCCGGUCUUUCAGAAAACAGGAUAGUUUCUGUCAGGAAAAUGUUAACAGAGUGAAUGCCAAUUUGCGCAUGGACUUUCACAACAAUGGAUCGAAUGAGUGGUUGGGUUUGCGAUUGGAAAUGAUUGGGAGUUUCAUUCUGUGCGCUUCUGCUAUGUUCUUGAUUCUAUUACCAAGCAGUAUUGUUAAGCCAGAGAAUGUUGGUCUAUCUCUCUCCUAUGGGCUAUCCCUCAAUUCUGUGCUGUUCUGGAGCAUAUAUUUUAGUUGCUUUGUGGAAAAUAGAAUGGUCUCUGUUGAGAGGAUCAAACAAUUCACAAAUAUUGCAUCAGAGGCAGCAUGGAAGAUAAAGGAUAGGGUUCUUCCUCCAAACUGGCCUGCCCAUGGCAAUGUUGAUCUAAAGGACUUGCAGGUAAGAUAUCGUCCGAACACUCCUCUGGUUCUCAAGGGCAUUACUCUCAGCAUUCAAGGGGGAGAGAAGAUUGGUGUUGUUGGACGUACAGGGAGUGGAAAGUCAACUAUGAUCCAAGUCUUCUUCAGGCUGGUGGAACCAACAGGAGGAAAAAUAAUUAUUGAUGGCAUUGACAUCUGUAUGUUAGGACUCCAUGAUCUCAGGUCUCGUUUUGGCAUAAUUCCUCAAGAACCUGUCCUCUUUGAAGGAACAGUGAGAAGCAACGUGGAUCCUAUUGGACAGCAUACAGAUGAGGAUAUAUGGAGGAGUCUCGAACGCUGUCAACUCAAAGAUGCUGUGGCUUCAAAACCUGAAAAACUUGAUUCUCCUGUGAUUGACAACGGAGACAACUGGAGCGUGGGGCAAAGGCAGCUUCUUUGUUUGGGGAGAGUUAUGCUAAAGCACAGUCGCCUGUUGUUCAUGGAUGAAGCAACUGCUUCAGUUGAUUCACAAACUGAUGCUGCGAUUCAAAAGAUUAUCAGAGAGGAAUUUGCUGAUUGUACGAUUAUCAGCAUUGCUCACAGAAUACCUACAGUCAUGGACUGUGACAGGGUUUUAGUUGUCGAUGCAGGGCGGGCAAAAGAAUUUGAUAAACCAUCACGGUUGCUUGAGAGGCCAUCGCUGUUUGGGGCAUUGGUUCAGGAGUAUGCCACUCGGUCAGCUGGAUUGUAAGCAAACAGUCUGCUUUGAUCACUAGCGUCAUCCUGCUGUUAAUCUUGGUAAGAAUCUCCGGAGGAGCAUAACUUUUACCAAAAAGGAGAGAACACAAUUUGCAAUGCUGCGAGAAACUUUAUGCUAAUUAUUCCAAAGAAUUUGGUAGCCAAAUUAUGCAAAAUGUCUUCCUUGGCUUUAUUAGCAUAACUAAGUAAGCUUCUCUUUCAUUUUGGUAGAGGAUGACUUGAUAGGGAAGAACAAUUGUUUAAAAAGCUUUGGAUGAGCAAGAAAUUAUUCUAGCAUUAUGUCUUUCGAUA